Tachysurus fulvidraco (yellow catfish) is the source of this 4291-nucleotide messenger RNA. RefSeq names its product protein tyrosine phosphatase, non-receptor type 23, b (gene ptpn23b). NCBI's taxonomy places the organism in Eukaryota, Metazoa, Chordata, Actinopteri, Siluriformes, Bagridae. The coding region runs from base 99 to 3665 and encodes 1188 amino acids. Gene Ontology annotation, molecular function: protein binding. The record is from RefSeq and is a predicted model, not a curated record. Gene Ontology annotation, biological process: protein transport to vacuole involved in ubiquitin-dependent protein catabolic process via the multivesicular body sorting pathway; early endosome to late endosome transport; endocytic recycling. Gene Ontology annotation, cellular component: endosome. The transcript is spliced from 21 exons.
GCACGCAGUGACGUCACACAGAGAGUUGUCAGUGCGGAAGGAGGACAGGUCCGGAAUUGUGUGUCACAACAACAGCGUCCACUUCGUGUGUUCAGGACAUGGAGGCGGUACCGAGGAUGCCGAUGAUCUGGUUAGAGCUAAAAGAAGCUGGAGACUUUCACUUCACCUCCGGAGUUGUCCAGUACAUUAAGAGGAAUUAUGGUGAAAACCCUGAAAACUACAGUGAAGCUCUGAGAAAACUGGAUAAGCUUCGCCAGCAUGUAGUAAACAUCCAAAGGGACUUUGAGGGCUGUAACACACUGAGACGAUACUUCGGACAGCUGCACUUCCUGCAGAGUCGUGUUCCAAUGGCUAAGGGACAAGAGGCAGCUGCACCGGUGACCUGGAUUGACAUCUUUUCAGGAAAACAAGUCACUCAUGAAGACAUCAGCUAUGAACAGGCCUGUGUGCUUUAUAACCUUGGUUCUUUACACUCAUGUCUGGGGGCCAUGGAUAACAGAGUUUCGGAAGAAGGGAUGAAGACAUCCUGCACACAUUUCCAGAGCUCUGCUGGGGCAUUCACUUACAUCAGAGAUCAUUACAAUUCUGGAUACAGCUCUGACCUUAGUCACCCAGCACUGUCCAUCAACAUCAGUCUAAUGCUGGGUCAGGCUCAGGAGUGCCUCCUAGAGAAAACACUUCUGGACAACAGGAAGAGUUUACUGAUUGCCCGUAUUUGUGCCCAGGUGUGUGACUACUACAGAGAGUGUACACGAGUGCUGGAGACGUCAGACUGUGUGUCAGGAAAGAAGGAGUGGAGGAAAUUACUGUGGAUGAAAAUCAGCUACUUCAGUGCAGUUACACACUUACACAUGGGCAAGCACUCAGAGGAGCUACAACAGCACGGUGAAGCUGUUGCUUACUUCCAAAAUGCACUAGGCAAACUCAACGAAGCUAUUAAACUCAGCAAGGGUCAGCCUGAGUCCAUACAGGAAGCACUGAAGUUCACCAUGGACGUCAUUGGUGGAAAAUUUAACUCUGCUAAGAAGGACAACGAUUUUAUCUACCAUGAAUCAGUUCCUAGUCUGGACUCGCUGGCUGCAGUGAAAGGAUCUUCUCUGGUAAAGCCGAUCCCUGUCUCCCCGACUGACCCCAGCACCACUGGUCCUGACCUCUUCUCCAACCUGGUUCCUCUCGCAGCUCACGUGGCUUCGUCAGUCUACAGUGAAGAGAAGGCCAAACUGCUCCGUGAAGUAAUGGCAAAGAUUGAUGAGAAGAACCAGAGUUUAGGGAGUUUUAUGGACUCUUUGAACUGCGAUUCAGUGGAUUUGGACAUGUUCAGCUCUGUGCCUUCUGUAUUACUGGAGAAAUGUGCAGCACUCAGUGUUCAACCAGAUGCAGUAAAGAGAUUAGUGCAGGCCAUGCAGGCUUUGUCUGGCGUUUACACUGAUGUGGGCUCUUAUCUGGAGGAAGUGUGUAAUGCACUGGAGAAGGAUGAAGUAGGAGAGAAGGCCGUGCUGAAUGUGGUUGGGCAGAAAGAAUUGCCUCCCAGGCCUGCUGAACUAACAGAACUCCAACAGGAGUUCAGGAAAUAUGAGGCAGCCCAUCAAGUAGCCAGCCAAAGCAAUACUGAGCUCCACAAAGCCAUGAACCUGCACAUCCCAAACCUGCGUCUGCUUCAGGGACCACUGGAUGAGCUGAGGAACAGCCUGCCUCAGCCUCAGCUGACUCAAGAUGACUUAUCAUCCUGGCAGACAAUGAAAAGGAUUUGUGGUAAAGUCGAUGAGAUGCGUAAGCAGAGGAUCUCGUUUGAGAAGGAGUUUCGUGACCUCAUUCAGAAAGAUGACAUUACCACUACUCUGGUGACCACUGAACGUUCUGAGAUAAAGGCCUUGAUUGAAAAGCAGCUUCAUAAAUAUGACCAGUUGAAGGGAUACAUUGAUCAGAACCUUGCAGCUCAGGAUAACAUUAUUAAAGCUUUGACCGAGGUUAAUGUGCAGUGUGCCACCAUUCGAAAGACCCUCAGUGUCACACAAGAACAAUGGAACAGCUUUGUACAGUCUGUGGUGGCUUCAUAUGAAGCUUAUGAGGACCUGUUGAAAAAGGCUGAGGAAGGUACAAGUUUUUAUCAGGACCUAGAAAAAAAGACAUCUAGCCUUUUAGACAAAGUUAAGACCAUCUCCAUGAGCAGAGAAGAAGAGAGAUGUACCUUGAUGAAAAGAGAAGUAGCAAAAGUGCCUCCUCCUAGACCUACUGCUCAAAAGCCAGCGCUUGGCAAUAAAAUCAUUCCUCAGUCUAGCACCUCCAGCAUGGAGGCUUCUGUUUCUUCACAGGAUGUACCCCAGAAACUGCACAGCCUACCCCCAGAUGCAGCCUUAGCUAGAGGUCCACCACUCCCUAACAUUGGUCCCUGUGGACCAACCCCUCUCACUUGGCCACCAGGGGCAAUCAGACCUCCAUUUCCAACCCAAGGAAUGCCACAGAUAAUACCUACUAAUCAAUCCCCUUAUGGUCAAGUUUCUGGAGUCCCAAAUCAGGUGGCACCUAUACAGCAUCCUUCAGGUUUUGCUGUACCUCAACAAUUUCAGCCUGGUCCACUCAGUGGCACCACACCAAAUGUGUCCCAAAUGCAUCACCAGGGCUUUAUGGCAGCACCCUGGCAUAAAUCACCAAGUGUAUCCUUUCCUAUUGUUUCUGCAAAUUAUACUUCACCCCCUGAGAUGGGACAAUCUGCUGCAAGACCAGGUCUACCUGGAAAUGCUCUCAUGUGUGGUGGACAACAAGGUCAACACAUGCACACUGCCAUGCCUCAGUCCUCUUCUACUCAACAAACGAUUCCAGGAACACAGUACCAAGUUUUCCCCCCACAACCUGGACAUGGCAUAAUCUCUCAGGCAAAUAGGGUUGCCUUUUUUGGGCAAAGCCAGCCGUUCCCCCAUUCUGGACAAUUCCAGCCUCCAAUGCCACCCCAGAGCCAGACUCAGCCAAUCCCAACUACUGCAUACUGGCCUACUUUUCAGCCAGGCCUUCUAUCAGUAGCUGGGGAAGCUAAGGUACAACCAUUCCCUCCUGGUCCUGUAAACCAUUUUCACCCAGGACAAUCUACACAGAACCAGCCCCAAGUUCAUAUGGGCCAUGUUCUUCCCUCCAUUCCAUCUUCUCCACCUCAAGAAAUGCCUGGAACCCUCCAGAAUGCUAACAGACAAACAUCUUUAUUUCAAAAUACCACUCCGGUACCCUUCAGCCAAAAUCAGCCCAUGCCUUUCGCUUACCACUCCUCUGAUAACUCUCAUAUUCCUCAGAGAACGGCACCUCUAGAAAGUAACAUGUAUUUUCAGGGUGGAACUCCUCAAAUCCAAGCACAGCCCCUUCCAGCCCUAAACACAUGUCAGCAGCCCACUGCUCAGUUCAGUAACAUGUUUCAGACAGGGCAUCCUCUUCAAACCCAACAUAUUCCACCACCUCCGAUUAACUUGUCUUCUGGACCAAGUACUGUCCCAGUGAUGGAUAACCCAAAUCCCCCUGCACUUACUGGUAUACUUACACCUUCCCCAGCUCAACCUAUACUUUAUAAUCAGACUGGGUCUCUUCUGAAGCCUUCGUCCUCUGAGAAUUCCUUCAGUGCAAUUGAAGACAAGGUGAACCAGCUCAGCAUUGCUUCACAGGGAGCAGCUCUAGAUGGAUGAGAAGAUAAAAUCCAAGCUGUUGUAAUGUCUUCAAAUAACAAUCAAGUUCAUUACCAGUCUCAGCUAAUCUUAACCAACCUAAUUAUAAUGUGAAACUGGAAUGUGUGUAUAACACAGCACAUGGCGUGUACCUCCACCCCCAGGUACCUCCACCCCCAGGUACCUCCACCCCCAGGUACACUGUGAAUAUAGCUGAUGGAACCUGAGACCCCAAGUGUGUGGAGUCAUCAAAUCAAAAUACUGAUGACCCACAGGAGGUAUCUUAAAAUGUUAAUACUCAUCGUUGAUCCGUAAGCAAAGCUCUAAGUAAAAAAUUAGCAUUAAAUGUUCUGACACUGUACUAUAGCUAACUUUCUGACAGACAGAUGUUGUACCUAAUGAAACACCCAAAGGAAAAUGCAUGUAGUCUCUAAUUUCUGGGUUUUUUCUUGAUAGUCUUUUUAAGGGCAUUAAUAAUAAAGAUGGUGCGUGUAGAUAAUGGAUUCAUUCAGCAUCAGCAUAAAUAAAGAUGUGACCAAUGACAGGUUUAUCCUUCUGAACUAUGAUGAUCUGUGUAUAUCUGUUUCCCUAAACUUUGUAUGUACAAGAAGUGCUUUUGGAAUAAAGUUUAUAAUGUUUAUCAAGUU